AUGAAAACUAUGCGUUUACUUGCCGCAUUAUUUCUUAUGUUCCCUUUUCUCCAUGGGACAACCGCCGAAUCGCAUUAUGGCAAUGCACGGGUUACUAAUGGGACACUGGUGGCAAGCGGCGAAGCACCGUACUUUGUUCGCUUGAAAAUAAUAACCUCCCCAUUUGCUAAACGCCUAUGCGGUGGUACACUAGUGAACAACUCGACCGUAAUUACUGCAGCCCAUUGCAUCCGCAACUCUGAUGACACUGCUGUGGCAACUACACUCACCACAUUUAUAUACUAUGGUAACAAUGAUAGCGCCAAGCAGUAUGUAACAAGGGCAACCUCUAUUCACGUUCCACCUAGCUAUGACUCUGUUGAGGUUAGGCAUGAUAUUGCGGUCAUCAAAAUUCCGCCACUGGAGUUUGUGAAAGGCAAAGUAGAGUUCUUGAGCAUUUACAAUGGCGAUAUUCCACCCCACAGUGAAAUGAGGGUAUUUGGUUGGGGAUUAACCACGACUCACGGAUCAAGCAGAGAUAUCGCCUCAUCAUUGUUGACAAACUAUGUGUAUAUCUCAGAACCAAAGGAGUGCCAAUGGGUUGAGUCCAGGUACACUGACGCUAAUGGUCCGCUGAUAUGCGCAAACAACCACUACCACAUCGGUGCUGAUGUUUGUUCUGGCGACUCUGGGGUGGGGACUAUAAUCUACGUUGAAGGAGCUCCAUAUAUGGCUGGUAUCGUUAGCUACGGGUCCAGCAUAAGCGGUGAAUUGACCUGUGGUGAAGAUGGCGGAUUUGGUCUCUAUACCCACAUUUAUCAGUACAUCAAUUGGAUAGCGUCAAUCAAUGAUACUGCUCUAAUCAUUGGCCCAGAGCAGCCAGCGCCAUAUAAACCACUGGCCCUAGAAAUCCUUCAAAAACCCGCUCCACGGCAUUUUUGUAUUUUUAUGCUGUGCAUUUAAAUAAACGACUACGUGUUAGUUCUGCCGAGAUCCAGGACACACAAAUCACCGUCCGAACGCGUAUCAAGGGCUUAGCACAUAAAUGUUUAAGCAGACAGCAUAAGGAGCAGACAUCUGGAUAAAAC
Messenger RNA from Linderina pennispora, 1067 nucleotides. RefSeq names its product trypsin-like serine protease. The coding region runs from base 1 to 942 and encodes 313 amino acids. NCBI's taxonomy places the organism in Eukaryota, Fungi, Kickxellomycota, Kickxellomycetes, Kickxellales, Kickxellaceae. Gene Ontology annotation, biological process: proteolysis. The record is from RefSeq and is a predicted model, not a curated record. The transcript is spliced from 2 exons. Gene Ontology annotation, molecular function: serine-type endopeptidase activity.